Helobdella robusta is the source of this 1831-nucleotide messenger RNA. RefSeq lists its product as hypothetical. Bases 18 to 1541 code for a protein of 507 amino acids. Lineage: Eukaryota; Metazoa; Annelida; Clitellata; Rhynchobdellida; Glossiphoniidae. Gene Ontology annotation, cellular component: extracellular matrix. The record is from RefSeq and is a predicted model, not a curated record. The transcript is spliced from 13 exons. Gene Ontology annotation, molecular function: metalloendopeptidase activity; zinc ion binding. Gene Ontology annotation, biological process: extracellular matrix organization; proteolysis; collagen catabolic process.
AUCAUAAAUGGAUUUGGAUGACCAAGAAAGAUUCUAUGGAAAAUAAUGCUGGCGAUAGUGAGAUAGCCAAAAGAGAAAAUGCCGUCUACCCUACGGAAUUUUUACAAAGAUUUGGUUACUUGCCCGAGCCAGAACCUGGUGUUGCGUAUGAUUCAGAAACUAAAACCAACGCAAUAAAAGAAUUCCAGAACAUGUAUCAUCUGGAAGAGACUGGAAAACUGAACGCCGAAACUAUUCACGCCAUGACGAUUCCGAGAUGUGGAAUUCCCGACAUCAUUAGCGACGAAGGAAGUGAUGAUGAAAAACGGGAAAUAGCUAAAAGAUAUAACACCCCUGGUUACAAAUGGACCAAAAAUCAACUGAAAUGGAAAAUGCAGAACUUUUGGUAUGCUGACAGAAUGUCAGAGAGUACCCAGAGACAAGCGAUCACAGAUGCCUUUGCUCUCUGGAGUCAGGUAGUCCCACUCGAUUUCCAGGAAACAACAGGGAAGGCUGAUUUGAACCUCAAAUUUUCCACUAGAAAUCAUGGAGAUGGUGCUGAAAAUGCAUUUGAUGGGCCAAAUGGCGUACUUGCGCACGCCUACUUUCCAGAAAACGGGGAGCUUCAUUAUGACGCCGAAGAAGAUUGGACGGAUGGGGUUAACAAGGGCAUCAAUUUGAAAAUUGUUACUGCCCAUGAGUUGGGGCAUGCUAUUGGACUGGGUCAUUCAAAUGUUCAAGGCGCAUUGAUGGCUCCGUAUUAUGCAGGCUAUGAGGAAAAUUUUAAGCUGAGAUAUGACGAUAUUUUGGGAGCGCAAACGUUAUAUGGUGGAAGAGCCCAAGAUAAUCCAACAUCAACGACGGCUCCAUCAACACUGCCCUCAACACAACCAACAAAACCAGCCACCACUCCAGCUCCCAAUCCAACGACUUCCAUCAUUCCCGAUCCAUCCAAUCCGGAGACUUGCAAUCUUGUCGUUAAGGCUGUUGCUCAAACUCAUGACCAGCGCAUAUAUUUUUACGUCGGUGACAAGAUGUGGAGAGCCAGUGACUACGGAGUCGAUCCGGGCUUUCCAGCUCUUAUUUCCACCGCGUACGAGAAACCUCCUUCUGAUGUUGAUGCUGCUGUCUUCUCGUGGAAAACCUACUACACUUACUUUUUCAAAGGCUCAGAGGUUUGGGUUUAUUACGGAUUUCAAUUAUUGGUGCACAAGAACGAACUCAGUUCCGCAUUCCCAUCAAGUCCUCAAGCUGCCUUCACAUCUACUGAUACAGGGCCUAUUUAUUUGCUGAAGGAUAAUUAUUUGUAUCAAUUCGACGAGUCGACGUUUGAUCUUGCGGCUGGAGUGACUCCGAAAGCGAUCCAAGAGGUCUUCCCGAACUUGCCCACACCACUAAACAGCAUCCUACGUCUCUCUUCAAGUCCUUUCCUUUAUGUCUUCUCCGGCAAUCAGUACUACAAAUACGACCCUGCAUCUAGAAAGGUACUAGACGGGUAUCCGAAGCCCAACAAAAUGUGGAUGGGCAAGACAUGCGGUAUUCCACCGUUCACACCAAAGUAAAUGGUAUCUUCGUGUAAAAUACCACAAUCACAGAGGAAAUUAAAAUGCAGUUGUGUAUUUGGUAUCGAACUAUAUACACAAUGAUACAAACAAUAAUACAAAUGAAUAACUGUAUGAAACAGUUUUUAUCAAUGAUGCCUACAUUAAUUUUGUGUUUGAAAUUAGUUUCAAUAAAAUGAUUUUUAAGAAUUUAGUUGGAUUAGUUUCAUUGUGACAUUAGUUUGUUAGUUAAGCUGUAAAGUUGAAAAAAUAUUUGGACAGCUAAGAAUAUAAAAUAAUGUUUAAAACGU